AUGUGGUUGAGAUGCCUGGGCACAGCUGAAGCACAGGAUAUUGUUAAAGAGGUACACGCUGAGGCAGUGCCGUUACGUGAAGUUACAGCUCAGCACGUUCUUCAGUUUUUCAAGAGCCAGAUUGUCUACCGCUUUGGUGUUCCGCGCAGAGUGAUUUCCGACAACGGGUCAGCGUUUAAAAGUACUAAGAUCAACAGCUUCGUCAGACGACAUGGGAUAGAUUGGAGAUACUCCACGAUUUAUUACCUCAAAACAAAUGGAUUGGCCGAGGCUUUCAAUAAGACACUCGUGCAGAUUUUGAAGAAGACGUUGGACGAGAACAAAAGAGGUUGGCAUGAGAAGUUGUUAGAAGCUUUGUGGGCCUACCGGACGACAUUCAGAACUCCUACCCAGUGUACACCGUAUGCGCUCGUCUAUGGGUCCGAGGCC
This is a messenger RNA of Phalaenopsis equestris, 429 nucleotides long. RefSeq lists its product as uncharacterized. Gene Ontology annotation, molecular function: nucleic acid binding. The record is from RefSeq and is a predicted model, not a curated record. Gene Ontology annotation, biological process: DNA integration. The annotation marks the transcript as partial. The transcript has 2 exons. Lineage: Eukaryota; Viridiplantae; Streptophyta; Magnoliopsida; Asparagales; Orchidaceae.